CCGCGUAUUGGAUAAAUGUUCAAGUGAAUUCAAGUUAGAUCGUCGUUGGAUCUGUUCGAAUAUGGAUCGCUGGUUGGGAAAGGUCGCGAUUGUAACGGGUGCGAGUGCCGGUAUUGGUGCUGAGAUAACCGAAGCACUUGUAAAAAGUGGCGUCAAAGUAGUCGGAGUUGCAAGACGAGUGGAAAAAAUUCGAGAUCUUGCUACGCAGUUAAAGGGCCAAAAAGGCUCGCUUUACCCCAUGAGAUGUGAUAUGGGCAAGGAAGAAGAUAUUCUCAAAGUUUUUCAAUGGACUGAAAAGGAAUUCGGUGGUGUUGAUAUACUCAUCAAUAAUGCUGGGGUUUCUAUCCCAGAAAAUAUCCUUGAUGGAUCGACAAAGAACUACCGAAAAAUAAUGGAUAUCAAUGUCAUUGCUGUGGCAAUUUGUGCUAGAGAAGCAGUCAAAUCGAUGAAGAAGCGCAAUAUUCUUGGCCACAUAAUCAAUCUUGUGAGCACUGCCGGGCAUAAUGCUGAGAUGAUUAACUUCCCAGUCAGUAUUUACUGUGCAAGCAAAUAUGCAGUAAUUGGCAUGUCUCAUUCUUUGCGGAAUGAAUUAGCAACUGCAAAAUUGAGGAUCAAGGUGACGUGUAUCAGUCCUGGAGCAGUAGAAACUGAUAUGAUUGCUGGUGCUGCUAUUCCUAAAGAAGUGCUCGAUCGCGAUCCCAUGUUAGCUGUUAAGGAUAUCACUAACGCGGUCAUCUACGCUCUUUCUACUCCACCAAAUGUUCAGGUUAAGGAACUGAUCAUCACGCCGUUGAUCCCUCGCAGCUAAUCAUUUUCUCAGUAGCCGAUCGUGGAUGGGAUUAUUGUUGGAGAGGACAAAAAACCGGUUAUAAAAUUCAGCAACUAAGGAUUUCUACAAAGUUAUGCUUGUGCGGUCUGCGAAGAAAAAUAAGUCACAAAGUUAUCAUCGUUAACCAAUAUUCUGCCUUGUCAUUGUGCCCAUCGUAACUAUUCGUCAAAAGCGUGUAGAUCAUUAGCGGAGACACUGCUGAUACGCGCUCAUUUCAUACGUUGUAUCACAUAUAAUAUAGAGACGCGGCAACAUCUUGACUCCAAGUAUUUAAAAAAUAUUUUCCAAACGGCGAAAGCAAGACGCAAUACAAUAAUCAACAAUAAAUCAAUCUUUGCAUUCAUUAGAACAUGAAUUUGAUAUCGUUACUUUGUUGAAAAUUUGGAUAAAACCUAUUUCUGUGACUGACAAUGAGAUUCCGAAAGAAACUCCACUAGUUUAGUAAAUCAGUAGAAUUAGUGUUCGUAUAUCUCUCGCAAGGUUUUUUUAUCACCAGAACGGAUGAAAGAAACUGUGCGCCUCGAGCAACUUACGUGUUAUGUUUUCUAUCGCCUGGAGAAAUAACACAUGACAUAUUAUUACAA
Messenger RNA from Venturia canescens, 1413 nucleotides. Its product is annotated as farnesol dehydrogenase-like. The transcript has 5 exons. Bases 62 to 808 code for a protein of 248 amino acids. The record is from RefSeq and is a predicted model, not a curated record. Lineage: Eukaryota; Metazoa; Arthropoda; Insecta; Hymenoptera; Ichneumonidae.